Molecule: messenger RNA, 482 nt
Organism: Nanorana parkeri
Lineage: Eukaryota; Metazoa; Chordata; Amphibia; Anura; Dicroglossidae
Gene: MRPL54
Product: mitochondrial ribosomal protein L54
Exons: 3
Coding region: 16-393 (125 amino acids)
Cellular component (GO): mitochondrial large ribosomal subunit
Molecular function (GO): structural constituent of ribosome
Source: RefSeq, a predicted model, not a curated record
GAAUAAAUGUAAAGGAUGUCUGCUGGAGGGACGUUUAGAGCUGUGUCCGCGCUGCUUAGGAGCAACGGGAGUGUUCAGCUGCGGGGAUACGCUAAGAAAGCGGUUUUUAAAGGUAAAGGAAAAGGACUUGCCAAAGAUGUUCAGAAAGGUCCUGAAGUUUGCAAAGAUCCACUUAUCUUGACCACACAUGCUAUGGGGUUGAAUAUAUACAAAAAUGGUUCAGAUAUCAAGUUGAAGGAUGAGUGUCAGUACCCAGAAUGGCUUUUCCAAUUAGAUCUAGGUCCACCUAAACCUUUGGAAGAGAGAAGUCCAGAUACUCCUGAGUACUGGAAACUGCUUCGAAAACUGCAUAUGUGGAGGAACAACCGUCUAGCCAAAGCAAAGAAACUCUGAUGAACAAAUCAUCCUGCCUUGUUGUGUUUGUACUAUGCAGUGGUUGCUUUUUAGUAAGCUUCAAUUCAACAAUCCAGGACUUUUCAAUU